This is a messenger RNA of Rotaria socialis, 786 nucleotides long. Lineage: Eukaryota; Metazoa; Rotifera; Eurotatoria; Philodinida; Philodinidae. The record is from the annotation of a GenBank genome assembly.
AUGGGCUAUCAAACAUAUAUGCCAUCAUUCUUAGCUAAAGGAGCAAAACAGUUUACAACUGAAACUGCUAAUCAAACUCGAUUUGUCACAAAGAUUAGAUGGGUUAUUGAAAGCGCAAAUGGACGGGAUCUAAUAGCAAUUGUAUGCGCCUUACAAAAUUCUUAUGGUGCUCCAUUUAUUAAAUCCACAACAAAAGAUAAAGAACUAGCUCAACAAAUGUUGCAACUACGUGAUCAAACCAAUGAAUUAGGCGACUACGUGACCAAACUCAAAAAUAAGACUGAAAAACUUCUACAGUGGAAAGAACUGAAUGCAGUGGAUACGGCACCAGACUUUCCUCGCUUGACGUUUGAAGAAUUGAACGAUUUAACACUCGGAACUUAUCAACUUAUACAAGCAAAAUCAUACACGGUAGAACAUCUGUCAGUUGAUGGAAAAUAUGUCGUUAAAGUAGCAAAAGAUCGAACUGAUCUUAUUAAAGCUAAAAUACAAUCAAGACACAAAAGUUCUGUGGCAUAUGAUGUAUGGAUUAGAUAUUCAUCGAGAACAAUUUUGGGUUGGUAUUGUACUUGUCGAGCUGGUGCGAGAAUUGUGGGUUGCUGUGCGCAUUGUGCAUCAAUUAUAUGGUAUUUGUCAUUCGCGCGCCAUGAGCCCGACCAGCUCAAGCAAGAAUCAUCGUCAUUCUUAAAUUCUUUGGUCGACGCUGCUGACUACUCAGAUAUAUCGGAUGAAAGUGAUACUGAAACAGACUCUGAUGAUGAUAAUUUGUUUUAUGCGUUGGCUUAA